UUCAUUUCUUACCACCAGCACCUUGUUGAUGGACAGCAGCAUAGUAGAGGAGAGGGUCCAAUUCAUGGCUCCGUCGGGCGAUCAUCUACUUAGUGGUAUUCUAAUGAGACCAUCAAGAGCAUGCAACUCAGUGGUCAUAGUCUGUCAUGGCCUCUUCUGCGAUAAGGACCAUCCCCUGGUGUCAUCAAUCGCUGAGGCCUUCGUCACUCAACUUGGUGUGUGUUCCUUUCGAUUCGACUUUUCUGCCAAUGGGGAGUCCCCUGGGGAGUGGGACGGUGCGGACUAUUAUCAAGAGGUCCUCGAGGUGGAUGCUGCUGUCCUUAUGCUCCAACAGGGCAAGGGCUUGAAAACCAUCUGUGUCCUUGGCCACUCUAAAGGUGGUACAGUUGUUAAUAUGUACGCUGGAGCCCUUGAUGUUGUCACACAAGUGCCAAUGGUCGUAUCACUCAGCGCUCGAUUCGAUCUCUCUGUUCGACCUGAGGAUCGCUUUUCGCCUAGUGAGAUGAAGUCAUUGGAGGAGGUUGGGUAUUGUGAUAUAGUUAAGACCACUCCUAAUGGGGAAAGGGUAUAUCGAUGGUGGAAGGAAUCAUUACAGAAGAUAUCAGCAAUUAAUAUGAGGUCAAUAGUUGAGAGCUCUGCGACGAAAAAGGAGGACAUGUUGAUGAUGUUCAUUCAUGCUGUUGAUGAUAAGACAGUACCAGUAUCAGACCUCACCAUGUUCGCCGAUACAUAUGAUAGAGUUGCCUCUGGAGAGGGAAAAAGAUGUAUCAAAAUGCAGCUGCCAGCAGGAGGACAUUCUUUCAAGUACAAUGAGGAACGGCAGCAGUUUCUUGUACCUCUUUUCGAGGCCCUUCGUAGCAAGCAUCUCGUUUAGAUUUUAAUCAGACAGCCUGAUAAGGCCUAAGGAUGUAAUGGAAUAGGUGUCGCUCCAUUAUCACGCAUGGUCAAUCACUAUUGCUGCUCGGGUGCUUGUGGUUUUAUCAUUUUGGUUUCCUUCC
This is a messenger RNA of Perkinsus marinus ATCC 50983, 998 nucleotides long. Its product is annotated as alpha beta hydrolase, putative. The record is from RefSeq and is a predicted model, not a curated record. The transcript has 7 exons. NCBI's taxonomy places the organism in Eukaryota, Perkinsozoa, Perkinsida, Perkinsidae. Bases 29 to 874 code for a protein of 281 amino acids.